Messenger RNA from Bicyclus anynana (squinting bush brown), 1954 nucleotides. It is a transcript of the gene Ant, whose product is annotated as ADP,ATP carrier protein. The record is from RefSeq and is a predicted model, not a curated record. The coding region runs from base 222 to 1127 and encodes 301 amino acids. Gene Ontology annotation, cellular component: mitochondrial inner membrane. The transcript has a single exon. Lineage: Eukaryota; Metazoa; Arthropoda; Insecta; Lepidoptera; Nymphalidae. Gene Ontology annotation, biological process: mitochondrial ATP transmembrane transport; mitochondrial ADP transmembrane transport. Gene Ontology annotation, molecular function: ATP:ADP antiporter activity.
CCCUUCCUUCUUUUGCGCCGCUCCUCUAGGCAGAACUGCGAGAGAACGUGAUCGAUCGAAUUUUAAAAAAGGCACACAUCCACCCCUGUGCUCCCGAGAUCACGAAAUUACUUUAUAUCUCCUGAAUACAAAUCGGGAGUUCGUGUUUCGUGAUUCUUUCAUUCCGCGUGUGAGCUCGCAGAUUCCAACUUCACGCCCGCGAGGUACAUAGACCGUACAAAAUGUCGAACCUCGCAGAUCCAGUCGCGUUCGCCAAGGACUUCCUCGCCGGCGGUAUCUCGGCCGCCGUGUCCAAGACCGCCGUAGCGCCCAUCGAGCGCGUCAAGCUGCUGCUGCAGGUGCAGCACGUCAGCAAGCAGAUCGCCGAGGACCAGCGCUACAAAGGUAUCAUCGACGCCUUCGUCCGCAUUCCCAAAGAGCAGGGCCUGAUCUCGUUCUGGCGUGGAAACUUCGCCAACGUCAUCAGGUACUUCCCCACGCAGGCGCUCAACUUCGCCUUCAAAGACAAGUACAAGCAGGUGUUCCUCGGAGGAGUCGACAAGAACACGCAGUUCUGGCGCUACUUCGCCGGCAACUUGGCGUCGGGCGGUGCCGCCGGCGCCACCUCGCUGUGCUUCGUGUACCCGCUCGACUUCGCGAGAACCCGGCUCGCCGCCGACGUCGGCAAGGGCGACGGCCAGCGCGAGUUCACCGGUCUGGGCAACUGCCUGACCAAGAUCUUCAAGUCUGAUGGGCUCGCCGGCCUGUACAGAGGCUUCGGCGUGUCGGUGCAGGGCAUCAUCAUCUACCGCGCCGCGUACUUCGGUUUCUACGACACAGCGCGCGGCAUGCUGCCCGACCCCAAGAACACGCCCAUCGUCAUCAGCUGGGCCAUCGCGCAGACCGUCACCACCGUGGCCGGCAUCAUCUCCUACCCCUUCGACACGGUGCGGCGGCGCAUGAUGAUGCAGUCGGGCCGCGCCAAGAGCGAGGUGCUGUACAAGGGCACGCUGCACUGCUGGGCCACCAUCGCGCGCACGGAGGGAGGCGGCGCCUUCUUCAAGGGCGCCUUCUCCAACGUGCUCAGAGGCACCGGCGGCGCCUUCGUGUUGGUGCUGUACGACGAAAUCAAGAAGCUCCUAGGUUAGGUUUCGAUUGUGAUUCUGAAUCACGCCUAGCCACUCCCCUGAAAUCAUGUAUUAAGUAUUUAGGAUCAACACAAAAAAAACGAACCUAGUAACUUAUUUUUUAGUUAAAUAAAAAUGAUUCCAUAUAUUUUUCGUUUCAUUAAAGUUAGGUCGCAAGUGUUACAUAAUUUAACAAACGCCCAGUGUUUGAAGUUUUAACUUAAUUAAAAUGUGUUCUAAAUUCGAAAUCAGUUAUUGAUCUUGAAAUAGACUUCUUUCUAUAAUUCUAUUUGUCUACUGACAGUUACAUAAUGACCUCAUUUGUGUUGGCAUUUGAGGCCAAGGCUGCAUGACAUCUAUUAUAACCUCUUCAUUAUUUAGAACAUAUUUGUCCUGGAUAUGAACAUAAUGUAAAGGGAGUGAUAUAAAAAUGUAUAGUGAGUUAUGUAAUGCUUGUAUUCAAUUUGCUGUGAACUAUCUUCAAUCAUGUGACUGUGGCAGCUGUUAUAUAACCUGCCAGGAUGUGGUGCAAGUGUGCUUCGAACAGAACUGCUCUACUUCUAGUGAUCCAUUGUUUGAGCCCAUAUUUUGUGAAUCUUGACUCCUACCAACCUUGUAAAGGUCAUUCGUCUGUUACAGUUACUUUAUUAAUCACUAACAAUUAAUUUUAAGUCAAGAAUUUGAUUGGUUUGAGUCAAGAAGUGCAAAAUGUGUGUGACUUAGUAGGUAACAUAUUUGUGUGCGUGCAAGGAGUGUGUGUUGCAUUAAACUAUGUGAAUUGUUCCCUCGGUGUGAGUUUUUUGUAAGGAAAACUUCAUGCAGUACGAGAGAUUAAAAUAUUAAAUGUU